Cydia fagiglandana is the source of this 1685-nucleotide messenger RNA. RefSeq names its product gamma-glutamyl hydrolase A-like. Bases 199 to 1221 code for a protein of 340 amino acids. Gene Ontology annotation, biological process: tetrahydrofolylpolyglutamate metabolic process. Gene Ontology annotation, cellular component: vacuole. Gene Ontology annotation, molecular function: gamma-glutamyl-peptidase activity. NCBI's taxonomy places the organism in Eukaryota, Metazoa, Arthropoda, Insecta, Lepidoptera, Tortricidae. The transcript has 7 exons. The record is from RefSeq and is a predicted model, not a curated record.
AAUGUAACUUAUUUCAGCAUUCAGCUGAUGCAAUAACAUAUUACGAGCUGUAAAGUUAUUUUGAUAAUGAUAAUUCAAGAGAAAAGUGGAUUUUGUCAUCGUCACAUACAUUUACAGUUUUUUAAAGGAAGAGAUGGAGCAAUUGCCAGAUGUUCUAUACAAUAGGGAGCUUGAAGAUAGUUCCUGACUAAUCCCGUGAUGCGUGCAAUGUGUUCGACAACGAUGGGUGCCUUGCUGACGUUGGCGUAUUUCUUACACUGCGAAGGUGCUGCGCCGGCGCCAGCUCUCAACGACCGGCCUAUCAUCGGAGUGUUGGCUCAGGAACAACACUACAAGUUCUGGGAUAAGUAUCCCGAGGACUACACUAGCUACAUCGCGGCAUCGUACGUUAAAGCUUUGGAGGCGUCCGGCGCAAGAGUUGUGCCUAUAAUGAUCGGGAAAGACCGUACUUAUUAUAAAGAUAUUAUAGGCAAAUUAAAUGGCGUCCUUUUCCCUGGCGGAGCAACUUUCUUCAACCAAUCCAACGGUUUCGCGGACGCAGGCCAACACAUCUACGAGUUGGCCAUCGAAAUCAACGAGGCCGGGGACUAUUUCCCCAUCUUCGGCACCUGUCUUGGCUUCGAGCUAAUCAUCAUACUGGCUUCCGGUCGAGGGCCUGUAGAGAAUAGGGUCACUUGCCAUUCUUUUGGGAAUAGUCCUCUUAAUUUUACUAGUGAUUUCCGCAACAGCAAGAUGUACCAGAGCGCUGACGAGGACAUCAUCAAUAUAUUGUCCCGCGAAGACAUCACAGCCAAUCAUCAUCAAUUUUGCAUCGUGGAUGAGAAUCUGAAGUCUCACAACUUGACCAAAGACUGGCGCGUCACGGCACACAGCAAUGACGCCAAUGGACUGAAAUUUAUAGCUAGCGUUGAACAUAAUAGGUAUCCGUUUUACGGCGUCCAGUUUCAUCCAGAAAAGAUCUUCGAGUGGAAACAAACCAGGACUUACCCUCAUACUUUUAAUGCGAUCAAAGCGAAUCGUCAUUUCAUGGAUUUCUUUGUGAACGAGUGCAGGAAGAACCACCAUUCGUUUGUUGAUGCGGAAGAAGAAAAUAAGUGCCUUAUUUAUAACUAUAAUACACAUUUUACCGGCGCUGAAGGAGGCGCAUACGAACAGUGUUAUUUCUUUGAGCCCAGAAAUACUGGAGAAAGUAAAGAAAAUUAUACGGUUGUUGCAGUUUAACUAGGAGAAGGUGUGAACGUAAUUAUUAAUAAUUAAUCGAAGUAUUAGCUAUGUGUAUUGAAUAUUUCAAUACUAGACAUAAUUAAUUAGUUUUUAAUGAUUAAGUUCUUUAUUGUGCUUGUUCCUUAUUGUGUAAUAACUGUAAUAAGGAAAAAUAGAGCAAACAAGUGACACACUGGUACCCACUCGGCUGUAAGCGCAAAACCGGCAAACAAAUAACCAGAUGGGAAGAUGACAUGCAGCUUACUCUAGGACCCCACUGGACCAGAGUCGCCUUGGAUAAACAGCAUUGGAGAGAGUUGGAAGAGGCCUAUGCCGACAGGCACACCACAUUAAGAGACAUUCUAUAAUAUAAACAAUGUACAUCCACAAACUAAAUAUCGAAUAUGUAUUUACAAGUUUCUCUUAUUAGGCCAAGCAAUAAGAAGUUAUAGAGGGAAAUGCUAGGAACACAAUUUUUGACU